GGCGGAGACUUGCGUCAGCUGCUGAAUGACCCGAACCGGAUUUGAUCCCAUUCCCUUCCAGCCUUCCAAGGAGCUCGGCCCGAGCGGACGCCUUGCCUUGCCUUGAUUGUCCUGUUCGUCUGCGUCCACAUUCUCCUCCGCUCGCUCUCACAAUGGCGCUCAGCGAUGACGACGUCAAGAAGCAGAUCAAGCACAUGAUGGCUUUCAUUGAACAGGAAGCCAACGAGAAGGCAGAAGAAAUAGAUGCUAAGGCUGAAGAAGAAUUCAACAUUGAGAAAGGUCGUCUUGUUCAGACACAGAGACUGAAAAUAAUGGAAUACUAUGAAAAGAAAGAAAAACAAAUUGAACAGCAGAAGAAAAUUCAGAUGUCCAACCUGAUGAAUCAGGCAAGACUGAAGGUCCUCAAAGCAAGGGAUGAUCUGAUUGCCGAUUUGCUGAAUGAUGCCAAGCAGAGACUGGCUAAAGUAGUAAAGGAUACUGGCAGGUACCAGAGUCUGUUGGAUGGAUUAGUUCUACAGGGGUUUUAUCAGUUACUUGAGCCUUCAAUGACUGUCCGAUGCCGGAAACAGGAUCUUCAAUUGGUUAAGGCUGCUGUCCAGAAGAGCAUCCCAGUCUACAAAGCUACCACUAAAAAAGAAGUUGAUAUUCGUAUUGACCAAGAAUCAUUUCUCCCUGAUGACAUAGCUGGAGGUGUUGAAAUCUAUAACAGUGACAAUAAAAUCAAGGUUUCCAAUACUCUGGAAAGCCGGCUGGAUCUAAUUGCUCAGCAAAUGAUGCCAGACAUUCGAACGGCACUUUUUGGUGCCAACAGCAAUAGGAAGUUCAUGGACUAAAUUUCUUCAAGUAACAGUGGAAAUUAUUCCACUGCCAUAGUGAAGGGAAUGCUGGAGCAUCCCUAAUAAACCAACACCCCUCUUAAAAUGUAA
This is a messenger RNA of Podarcis muralis (Common wall lizard), 926 nucleotides long. It is a transcript of the gene ATP6V1E1, whose product is annotated as ATPase H+ transporting V1 subunit E1. Gene Ontology annotation, molecular function: proton-transporting ATPase activity, rotational mechanism. The record is from RefSeq and is a predicted model, not a curated record. NCBI's taxonomy places the organism in Eukaryota, Metazoa, Chordata, Lepidosauria, Squamata, Lacertidae. Gene Ontology annotation, biological process: proton transmembrane transport. Gene Ontology annotation, cellular component: proton-transporting two-sector ATPase complex, catalytic domain.